Molecule: messenger RNA, 1258 nt
Organism: Darwinula stevensoni
Lineage: Eukaryota; Metazoa; Arthropoda; Ostracoda; Podocopida; Darwinulidae
Source: the annotation of a GenBank genome assembly
AUGAAGCGGAUCCCGCGGGACGCGGGUUCCAAGGUGGCAGAGACGAUGAGGUCGGAGAUCAUCGACAUGUCCGUGUACAACGGGACCGAGAAGCAGGUCAUGCUCGGUGCCCUGGCCACUUUAGGCAAGCCGCGUUCCGUGUUCGCUUCCGAAGUGACAAUGGUGCCGGGAAACGUUCGAUGGGCAGGGGGAUCGGGACUCUGGCAGUUGGCAUCCACGUAUUUCGGGCUGCCGAUCUCCACCACCCACGGGGUGGUGGGGGCCAUCGUCGGAUUCACACUCGUCGCCAAAGGUUCUCUGGGUGUCCGAUGGAUCGGCAUCGCUCGAAUCGGGAAACCCUUUGCGGAGCAGACAAGAUGGUUCGGUCACAACAACAUGAUGAGAAUGAGUCUCCCGAAUCCAAACCAACUACUGCAGCGGAUGGGGGAAAACUUUGGAGCCAUGGCAACCUCGUUCCAGAAGGGAAUCUCCGGACUCUUUGGGAACGGAAACAACAAUCAGGUCUCCGCCAGGAUCGAAGAGGAGAAGGACGUAAGGUAUAGUAGCCGUGACGACGGAAGACGACAGAGAAACGACCGAAGUAGAGAAGAUCGAAAUGAAUGGCAGCAACAAGGCCAGAUGACUCAGGCACAGAGUACGGAAAACCAAGCCCAGAAAACGAGAGAACAAAGUAAUAGAUACGAUCCGAACAGGAGCAAUUCUGACACCAACGCGCAUGCGAAUCGAGAGAAGAAUGAAGGUGCGGAGCCUAGGGACGGCAUGGGGACUCCGAGAUUGAGCUUGGAAGAGCUGCAGAGGUGGUUUCAGGCGAACACGAGGAAUUGGGGACAGAUGUGGAAUCAACAAAGGAACCGAUGGAAUCAGCAAGACUGGUGGUACGACGGUAGCGAGACGGAAAAUCGAAACGAAAGGAAUACAGCCAGAGGGCAGGGACGAAGGCAGAAUGGGAGGAAGGGCAACAGAGACAACUAUGACUGGUACGAGUACGACUACGGUGAGGCUACCGGUUCCAGGAACGAACGGAGGAACGGGGAUUCCUGGUUCUAUGGCACCGACUCGGAAGGAAGAACGACUAGGGGUAUGGGAUCCAGAUCGGCUCAGAUCACGGAUUCCAAUUUGGCCAAGACCAUCUUGGAGCUGCUGCAAGGAAUGGCCAAAGCCAUCGGACAGCAGUUCCCAAAAUGGAUUUCCUAAACAGCAACAAUGGCCGCCGUGCAUGCACAUCCGAUUUCUGGAUAAAUCAAAUUGCGAAAUUAGA